GCGAGGUGAACCUGCCGAGGCGGCGAUGGGACCAGCGCGGAGAAAUGACAGCUUGUGCAGGAAUUCGGGCUGAACUGCAUCCCGCCCGGGACAGGGCUGCGACCGCCGGCUCGGUGGAACUAUGGGACAGCGGGAAUCUUUGUCCCCUUCCGAAGGCUUCAUAGGCUGUUUUCUUUUUUUUCUUCUUUUCUUUUUUAAACAAGAAUGGAUCCAGUCAAAUGGGUGCCAAAGUUGACCCGGCGGUGUCCUUUGGACGUUGCGGUGCUUCUUCCGAGACUCGACUAUAGAUUCCAAAUGCUUGUGGAGAUGCAACCUCUCCCCGUGGGACGGGGGAAUGAUUUGCGGCUGUAACUAACGGGAGCCGAUGUGGAGGAGAUAACGGAAUUACCUCUCGGACCGAAGAACUGUGCGUGCCGCGCCGUUCACUCUGGAUUUCUCCAGGAUUUCGCCUUGCUACGGACACUGGAGACUGCCCAGUGCACUGUUUUAUAGGUAGACUUUUUGUUUUUGUAUUCUUUUUGCAUGCUGUUUUUGUCACCUCGAAAACAGACCGUAAAUUCCCGCGAACGCACGUGUAUUACAUGUAUAUAAUCGUUUCAGUGUGACGCGCUUAAAUCGUUGAAUCACACUUUUUUUUUUAUUGCGAGGAAUUGAGGCUAUCGCGGAUUAAAAAUGGACAUAAGGCUGCAUAACAGAAUAUGAGCGUCACCUCGAAGCGGCCGCUAGUCGUUUGUAACCUCGCGUGCACUGUCCAGCGCACGCUUUUAAAAAAAAUUAUAUUUGUGCCACCAGCUGGACAGAGAGCAUUAGUUAGCACGUGAAUAGUCCGGUCCCAGCAAGCAGCUGGUAAUGACAUGAAAUAAUCACACAAAAGAGAACACGACGCCCAGAUGUAACAUUAGCAGUAAUUGUUAAUUAUUUAGCCGCCAUAAUUAACCUGAACCUUUCACGUGCGCCUUUCCAAUGGUUGCAUUUCACCACCAAAAAAAAUGCAAAGUCCUUGUGUGAUAAGAAAGCGAUGGCUUGUAACAGUAUGAAAACAUAAAGAAAAGUAAUCGUACGUGCACUUGUUUGAUGAAGCACCAGAAAUCAAGCGGCCUCUCCUCACUUUCUUGUCUCAAUGUAGUUUGCAUGGCUUUGAAUACACUUUUUAAUUUGGUGAGCUUUUUCUGGAAAACAUGGUGUGGAUCCACCCGCGGUGAUUCUCCUGCUGUUUCCCUGCAUCUUUCUUCUUCUCCAGACCCUCUGGACGUUGUUGUGAGUUGUGUUGCUAUUUAAUGCAAUGGGCUGCAUCCAGAGCAUCAGGUGUAAGCCCAAGAGUUUCCGAGACAGUAUCAUCGUCCUGGAGGUGAACACUUCCAUCGACCCUAACCCCACCAGCAUCGACGAGUCAUCCAGCGUGGUCCUGCGCUACCGGACGCCGCACUUCCGAGCUAACGCCCGGGUCCUUGUCCCGCCUGUAGCCGGCAAGGAGACGUGGACCGUAGGCUGGAUUCAAGCCUGUAACCACAUGGAGUUCUACAAUACGUAUGGAAACAAAGGGAUGUCGAGCUGGGAGCUCCCCGACCUGCGCGACGGCAAAAUCCAGGCCAUCAGCGACUCGGACGGGGUGAACUACCCGUGGUACGGCAACACGACGGAGACGUGCACGGUGGUGGGCCCCACCAAGAAGGACAGCAAGUUCACCGUCAGCAUGAACGACAACUUCUACCCCAGCGUGACCUGGGGCGUGCCCGUCAGCGACAGCAACGUGCCUCAGCUCAGCGGCAUCCGCCGCGACCAGAGCUUCACCACGUGGCUGGUGGCCAUCAACCAGGCCACCUCCGAGACGCUGGUGCUGCAGACGAUCCGCUGGAGGAUGCGGCUUCACAUCCGGGUGGACCCGGAGAGGCCCCUGGGCCGCAGGGCGGCGCUGGACGAGCCCGUCGCCCAGGAGCAGCCGCGGGUCCUGGGCAGGAACGAGCCCAUCGCCUCCAACGCCAUGGUCAAGCCCAACGCCAACGACGCCCAAGUGCUGAUGUGGCGGCCAAAGAGCGGCGACCCCGUGGUGGUCAUCCCACCCAAAUACUGACCCCGCUUCGACCGGACUGGCCUUGGAUACCUUUGAUCGUAUCGUCUCUUAUUUCUUCUCUUUGUUUUGUUUUCCGCUCGUCACCAGCUCUCACUGCUUUAACCCCCUUUGCCUCCUUUUUUUUUUGUGGCCUCUAUAUUCUUCUCUUUUGUACAAAAGAAAGAGAAAACCAACAAACAAAACCACUUCUAAGAAGAAGAAAAAAACAGCUGUUGUUCUGAGGUGGGAGGGCCGGGGGGGCUCGAACACACUUUUGAAACCGGAGUGAACAAACUGCAACCAUUCUACCUUGAAACCGGGUCGGGGCGCACUGUGCUAAAUGAAAUCAUUGCAAAAAUGAGAAAACAAAAUAAUUUAUUUUGUGUUUUUUUAUUUUUUAUUUCAGUGUUAUAUUUGGGCUGCUUUGGGCCAAGUGACAUGAGGGUUUGUGAGUGUGGGUGGAUUUAAGUAUUUACAUAACUUUAUUUAACUUAUAUGUUUUGUUGCAUUGGUUGACAUACUAGCUUUUAGGACUUUAAAAAAAAACAUGCAACACAUUCAAUCCACGCUGCCUUAAGUUUACAUUGCUUUUCAUUGCAAACUUUUCUAGCCUUAAACACAGUGCAAUGCAGUAUUUUGCUCAAUCGCAAACCAGUCUCUUCCGGACGCGUCGGUGCUGCAACGUCUGGGUCUUGAAUAGCGACGACACCACAGAAGAAGACCCGGGUCUGAGGGCUUUCACGCGACGGAUGUAUACAACCAGCUCCACGCGUGGACACGGUUACGCAACCACACUAACCACGUUGUGUUUCAAGUGCAUUAUGCAACGGGAGCGAUGCUCUGUGCCGACACAGAGGACACCAGUAAAGCCAACCCUCGUCAAUAUCCCUCGGCACGGUAACGUGCAAUUAGCAAACGCGUGCACAAAGUACUCCACGGCACUCCUCAGCUAACCCCGUUCCGUUCACUUUAUCCUGUUUGUAAGGCGUUUGCCCUUUUUAACACCGCAACACCUGUCUUCCUGGGCUGUGUUUUCACCCCAUCUGAGGGGGCCCCCCCCCCCCCUCGUUUUCACUUCCCUCCUCGUCGCAUCCGGCCCCCGUCGAGCCACAGCCGAGCGACCGGGCGCUCGAUGCUCACGUCGAACAGUCAAUACUUGGACUCAUAAGCCCGCGGAGCAGACAAAGAGAAGCAAACUGGGGACUCGAAAAACAGCGGGAACGUCGUGGAGGUUUCUUGUACACUUUUUUUAAAAUUUUGCAAUCGUUGCCUUUGUUUGAAUUAUUAACACCACUGCUCGUUCAGUGGUGUCGAAUCAAAACACGUCUCCCGUUGCGAACUGUCCCUCAUCUUCAGUCAUCUGUAACCUUCGCUGACGCCCGGAGUGCUUCUUCUCCGAGCAGAGCAGGAAGCAUGCGAGUUUGAUCUCGACUGCUCGGCUGGCAUGUGGUCGACCCACUUCUCGGCCUCUGCCAGGCGCUGCUCUCGUUGCGGAAAUGUGAGGGGGGGGUUUGCCUCCCUUUAUUUCACCGCCAGUAAGGCACAAACGCGCACACACAAACAGCCCUGGUCAGCUAAAUCGCAACAUUAAAUGAAAAGGAGGCCUGUUGGGGCUGUUCAUCUUUGAGAAUUGCUUCAGCUGCAAACUCUUAAAAACGAAAGAGUGAGAGGCUGAUUUUGGCAUCAUGGGGGGAAAAAAUGGAAAAUACAUUAUUUAUGAACACAAAAUCCUUUAGAAUCUGUUAAUGAGUUUUUCACUUUCAGAUGUUACAAACAUCUCGCGAGCUCACUGCUCUCCCACAGUUCCUGCGUUUUGCCUCCAACCAAAGAAAUAGUUUACGUGCAAGUCUUACCCGCUUUUCAAUUUCACAAAGAUCAGCAAGAUGCUGCUAUUUCUGUGUACCAGCGACGGCAAGAAAGGACUUACCCCUCAAACGGUUCAGGCAGCAUUUAUUUGUGUCCUUUAGGACGUCCUGUACAAAACUAAUUCUUUUUUUUUUUUUGUGAAUGAACUCAUAAGGCGAGCGAAGACACGGGAAGACUGGGAAAACUGUGUGUAUCCAUGCCUAAUGCUAAGCUAACGCUCUGCUAGCCGGCUGGUUUCGCUCCGGGCCCGGGUCCCGGUGAGAAAAGAUGGAAGAGGCUAUUGGGUGACUGCUGUCAUAAUUAGAUCUGCAGUGACACAGUUGCACGCCCUAGAUGGGCUGAGCUGUGCCAGGCCGGUGUCACGCAGCGCAUUGGCCCGGGCCUGAGCCGCGGCGGAGGUUUAAAGUGAGGUCAAACAGCACAAAGGUCAGGGUCAAAGUGUUUGCGCGAGGGCGCGCUGUCAAAGCCCGAAAAUGUACCGCUCACAGUGGAGCCGGCGGUGACGACGAAUGAAAUCUAUUUGGUCAUUACAGCCAGCCUAAAAUAACAUUGACAUUUACUAAACCCAACUUGGAUGUCAACCACGAGUUAUUUCAAUUUGUGGUUUGUGUUAUAAACUCCACGACCCUUCACCCGACGUAGUACUACUAUCUUCCCCCACUUGAGCUGGACUACAUGUAAUGUAAUUAAACCGCGACACGCAGAUGUUUCCCGCACUCGCAACACGCACGUGUGUGUGUGUGUGUGUGUGUGUGUGUGUGUGUGUGCGUUAAAUCUCAUUUGAGGGACUUAGGCGGGAUGAGGACUUCCACUGUUGUGCUUCUGCUGUUGUUGAGUCAUGAUUCUCUCUCUCUUACACACACACACACACACACUGCGCAUGAAAGGUUACGUCCUUGUCACAAAUCAGGGACAGAGCACGCACACAGACACACAGACACACACAAACACCCGGGGGGGCAAAGGAGCAGGCACCGGCGUGGUAUCUGAUUGUCGCGGCAGUACAGUCGCGGCAGUGAGAACUUGUUCAGCGGCCCUGCAGCACGUGGAGCGUCUGAACACAUGCACAUGCUACAAAGCCAUAUGCACCAAUUAAUCAGGAAGGGACACUUUAAUGUGAACACGAAAAGGAAGUAUUGAGCUCAUCGAGUUCAACUAUGAACAGCACGUAUUGUAGAAUAAGGGCAAAUUGUCUUCUGUGUGUGUGAAUCCGUUAGUAUGUGUUCAUGAUUUUAUGUUCCAUAGAAGAACUUAAAUGCUUUACGUGCUUUAUUAGCUAACGGGGGGGGGGGGGGGGGGGGGCACAUUGUUUGCUGUACUGGCCCUCUGCCAAAGGUGCCAAAAUUGGACAAAGCCAAAACUAUGCAGUAGGUCACUGUUUCUCAUGAACUCUUGGCAUUUAAUAACAGACCUGUUUCCAGUUGGGUUUUUUUUUUUUCAAAUGCACUGUGCAUUUUUGAGCAGAAUGCAGCCACGUGGACGCUUGUUUUCUGCUUCGUGGGGCUGAGCCAAGUGGACGAAAGGGAGGGCCGCUACCUUCGCUCGUCAUUGUUGUGUUGUGGGUGAACAUCGGUGAAUGAACAUCCCUCUAUUCAAACCAAUAAGACGUCUCAAGUUUACACUCGGGAUCGCCUGCCUUCGUUUCCCUGACUUUUAGUUAUUAUCUCAGUGAAUAUGACAAAAGUCAGUCCUGCUGUUUUUCCUUUAAAAAUAAAAUCCACACAGUCCACGUGGUUAAAAUAUAACCCUAAAUGUAGCACAGAAGAUGAAAUGAGUGACUUUGUACGUUUCUCAUUUUGUUUAGUUUGUUUUAUGGGAAUCCAGCCCUGAAUAAGUUAAAGCAGUUUGUGUGCUUUUGAUUAGCUUUGACUUUUAUACCAAUACUUGAAAAUGGGUCAGUUCUGGCAAAUAUUUAAAAACUGUGAAAAUGCACAACACCGGGAAAACAAACCCGGAAAAAAAUAGAUAUAAAAAAGAUAUUUUUCAUCAAUGAAUAAAAUGUACAAACAUCA
Messenger RNA from Pungitius pungitius (ninespine stickleback), 5928 nucleotides. It is a transcript of the gene fam78ab, whose product is annotated as family with sequence similarity 78 member Ab. The coding region runs from base 1283 to 2071 and encodes 262 amino acids. The record is from RefSeq and is a predicted model, not a curated record. Lineage: Eukaryota; Metazoa; Chordata; Actinopteri; Perciformes; Gasterosteidae. The transcript has 2 exons.